GCUGCCGAGGAACGUGCCUCCAGUACGUAAGAGGUAGAGGGGUGGGGCUGCGCUUGACUGUCUGAGCGCAGAGUUCACGCUGUGUCCUAGCAGGCGCUGCUGUCACUGAACCUUGAAUUGAUGCGGCUCAGAAAACGGGAAGAAGUUGCAGGCAGCCCUGGAUUAGCGGAAUGGUGCUCCAUAACGUAAAAGCUCUGUGACCAGAAGACGCCAGCCAGUUGGUGGGCACGUUUGGUCCUUUUUCUGGUGAAGGCUGUUAUCAGCAUGCACUUACUCAGGACAUUGCUGCGGAGAUCAAAUACAUCCAAUAUAGCCCUUCUUACCUUUUGGGAAUCUCCACUACAAAAGUGGCCUGUUUCACUGAGCUUCGGAUGUCACAUCUCUGUUUUGCCGACACAACAAAAGAAAUGGCUUCAUUCACAGUCCAAACAACAAGACUCUUCUACAAAACCGCCAGUUCACGAUUCACCCGCAGGGAUUCAGCAUCAAAGUGAUGAAACUUCCCCCUCUACAGACACGUCCAGCUUCAAUGAAGCAGAUCCAUUGCAAGACAAAUCAAUUGGCCUUAUAAAGCGAUUUAAAAAAACUUUUAAACAGCACGGGAAAGUUCUGAUUCCAGUUCACCUGGUGACCUCUAGCAUCUGGUUUGGGUCUUUUUACUAUGCAGCCAUGAAGGGAGUUAAUGUGGUUCCUUUCCUGGAAUUUGUCGGCUUGCCAGAUGGAAUAGUUAACAUUCUGAAGAAUUCUCAGGGUGGGAAUGCACUUACAGCUUAUGCACUGUAUAAGAUUGCCACUCCGGCCCGAUAUACUGUAACCCUCGGUGGAACAUCCUUAAGUGUUAAAUAUCUCCGCAAGUAUGGUUACUUGUCCACUCCUCCGCUGGUGAAGGAUUAUUUCCAAGAUAGAAUGGAGGAGACAAAGGAACUCUUCACAGAGAAAAUGGAAGAAACCAGGGACAAAAUAAGUGGCAAAAUGGAAGAGACAAAAGACAGGUUUUCUGAGAAACUGCAAGAAACCAAAGACAGAGUCAAUUUUAGAAAGAAAAAAAAUGAAGAAAUGUAACGAUUCUUCAGUUGCUUGUAUUAAUAACCUUUAUAGAAAAAGUGUUUUCACUUAUUCAGAAACCAGGGUACUACAGAUGCCAUUGCAUAUUUAUAAAUCCACAGAGAGGUGUCAUUCAUUUAUAAAUAUGUCUUCAGGUAUAGAAACUACAUAGAGCUCAGCAGAUCUGAAGACAAAAAGCCAACGCAAACCACUUCCAUAGCUUCAACAAUUGAUCUAUUGGUUUCAGCAUCUAAAGCUAAAAUGUAUACAGUAGGUGUCAAUGCAGUGUAAAUGUCGAGUAAGUGUUAGAUUGGUUUCCUUGCUACCUAAUCUAGAACUUUCCUCCAAAAGAAGUGAGGUAAACAUUCUCCGCUCAAAGCCUUAUACAACUUGUGGGCAUCCUGUGUGCUAAAAAAGUCUCCAUUUACACAAACUUUUGUGUGUGUUUUUGUUUUCACAUGCAGAUUUUAUUCCAAAUGUACUAAUAGGCUGUUUGUUUCUCCUGCAGCUGUGUUGAACUUACAGCCCAGUUUUUGUUCCCAUAAACAUUUUUAUGAAUGAGUUCAGCAGCAGAAGUCCAUGAUGAUGUGACAUCUGUUUAAAUGAGUUCAGUAAUGUGCCAUAAUAAACAACAUUAUGAGGCUUGCUCCUAACAUAUUGUACAUUAUGUGAAUUUGAAUGAACAAAUUGAUCCAAAUACAGGUAUGAGAUCUAUUAUCUGGAAUUCUUAGGACCUUGGUUUUUUUUUAGUACUUUGGAUAAGAUUUUCACAAUGUAAAGCACCAUGUCUUAAAGGCUAUUAAAAGCCUACUAAAAAAAUCUUUAUACAUUAAAAAAAUAGUUAUUUUGGG
This is a messenger RNA of Xenopus laevis (African clawed frog), 1895 nucleotides long. It is a transcript of the gene mims1.S, whose product is annotated as family with sequence similarity 210 member A S homeolog. The coding region runs from base 265 to 1062 and encodes 265 amino acids. Lineage: Eukaryota; Metazoa; Chordata; Amphibia; Anura; Pipidae. The transcript has 5 exons. Gene Ontology annotation, cellular component: mitochondrion; membrane. The record is from RefSeq and is a predicted model, not a curated record.